GUCAGAAACCGUUCCCGUGUCCAAAGUGCGACGCCUUCUUCUCCACCAAAUCCAACUGUGAGCGCCACCUGCUGAGGAAGCACGGUGUGACACACAGGACGCUGCGACGCAACGGCUCCCUCUCGAAGAAGGACGGCGAUGAAGGCUCGCACGAGAGCGCAGAGAGUCAGUCAGAGACGGAGCAGGUCACAGCAGAAGCACAAGACCUCAGCGCUGUCAACACCCCCACGGAUCUAGGCCCCACCCCAGAGAGCCCCUCCCCACUUGAACAAGAGGUGGAGUUCACCCAUUCAAGCCCCUCCCCUACACCAAGUUUCAGUUCAGCUGAAAACGAUGAAGAGCAGCUGGAGACAGAAACGGCAGAGCAGCCGGACCAGCAGGGGGCGCCAGAGACCAGAGCAGCUCAGAGAAAACAGCCUCCACUGAGCUGCAGCACCAAGGCGGAGAGCACAGAUGACGACGACUGCCACAGCAACAAAAGUCUGGACCUGAACUUCGGUAAAAAGCUCAUCGACUUUAAGCUCUCCUCGUCUUCAGGCUCCGCCCAGGAAGAACAGAGCUCCCAGCCCACCUCCUCUUCAUCUUCCUCUGUGCCAUCGUCCACCUCUGCUCCGCAGGGGGCAUCCGAGGGUCCAGAGACGGAGGAGAAAGAGAAAAAAGCUGCAGCCUCCUCUUCCUCCUCUGGUCCUGUGGUGAAGCAGCAGCCGGAGUACAAACAUGUAUGUCGGGUUUGCAAGAAGAGUUUCCGUUAUGCCACCACCCUCGCCCGCCACGAGAGGGCGCACCUCUCAGAGGAGACACCAAUUUUGGCACCGGUUGAAGAGACGGCGCUGACGGAUGUGGUGACGGAGAGCAACACCACCAAACCGGCUGAAGAGGAGAAAGAUGAUAAAGACGAAGAGGAGGAGAUGAAGGAGACGGAGAUGGACGUGGAGGACGGAGGACGAGUUGAGAGCGAGGCCGGGGAGAGCGGGGAGUCCGAGGAAGAGGAGGAAAAGGAGAAGGAGGAGAGGAGCGAUGAAGAAACAUCAGAACCAAAGAGUCUGGAGGGAGGAGAGACGAGCGGAGGACGAGUGGACAAGAGGAAGAAGAUCUGUAACGUCUGCGGAAAAAGAUUCUGGUCCCUACAAGACCUGACGAGACAUAUGAGGUCGCACACAGGCGAGCGGCCGUACCAGUGUCAAACAUGCGAGAGGACGUUCACGCUGAAGCACAGUCUGGUUCGUCACCAAAGGAUCCACCUGAAGCCCCGUGGAGCCGACGGAUCCUCGGCUGCAAACGACGACGCCAGUGAGGACGGAGACUCUUGCACCCCGACUCCGACAUCCACCUGCCCGCCCUCAGAGAAUGAGAGCGAGUGUGGGAGCAGCGCCGCCAAGGAGCUGGAGGAGGACGACGUCAAAGGCGAGGAGGAGGCUGGUGACGGAGCAGAAUCUGAGGAAAAUCCUUGUGCGGAUUCAGAGCCGAUCACCGUGGUUUCCUCUGAGGACCCGGACACAGAGAACAAAUCUGAACUUUGUGUCGACUCUGCGACGCAACAACCCGACACAGAUGCAACUCCCAGUCAACCGGCCACUGACACAAAGACAAGUACGAGUGACAACUCUUCGGACAGCGACCAGAAAUCAACCCCGGACUCAAACCCCUCCAAAGACCCUGCUCCCUCCUCCUCCAGCUCUCCACCAGGAGGAGCCACAACAGCCAAGACUGCAGAGGGAGCCAUCCAGGGGCUGCUGGAGAUCCACACCAAGCCGUCACUGGAGCACAUCCUGCCCAACGGAGAGCCUCCUCUUGUCGGGGUCGACUGAGAAGAAACCUCCUCAGCUGCCUGAACGUCACCACAGUGCCAUACGACGGAAACGCGCUACAUUUACCGUCACUGAUGAUGAUGAUGAUGCAAAAACCAGCCCAGAAAACUAUUUUUGACAGAAAGACGAAAACCUCGUUUUCUUGAAGUGCCUUACUACUAGUCCUACUUCUAUGAUGUUCUUUGCUAUAUCUUUAUCUGCAUUAUUACGGAGGAUGGAUCUAAUUUUUAUAGCUUUUUAUGAUGACAAUGAUUUGCAUUAAUAUUUUUUGUGCGGGGAAUCUAUAUUUCAGCAAUAAAAAGAAUAAAGUUACGAUUAUUAUUGUUCUAGAUUCUGUUUGAGAAUUUAUGAUCAACGUAGGAGACGCAGAGUGACAGACGGAGACGGACUGUCUGUGUCUCGUCUGUAUUUAAAUCACAUCAGAGACUGAACAAUCUUAUUUUCACAGAUGAACCUGUUUGGAUUUGAAAGAACUCGUCCGGGCGGGAACUUGACUCUAUUCUUUGGUCCGUCAGCAGCUUUUCAGAAUUCAAACUUCAUCAGUCACUUCUGUUCACAUAUUUCUGGAUAAAAUCAAACGUGGAGGUGACGUCGUUUCCCUCCAUGUGGCCAACGACGUCUUUUGUAACUGGAAAUCGCAGAACGGCCGCUGCCUCGUCGCCGUCGUUCCUCCGCACCAGUUCCCCGUCUCUCGGCAAAUCACACAAAACAUUCAUGAACUUGACAAAGUCAGAUUCAGUGUGAAAGAAAAUUGUGUUGAUCAUUUUGUUCUUGGUGGUUUUUUUAAUCCAUCACACUAUUGAUCCCUCGACGUCUCCCUUUGGUUUGUGAUGAUAUUUUCUCUUUCCUAAUCAUUCUCAGUUGAUUCCAUGUUGAACGUGUGCACGUGAGGUGUGUGUGAUUAUCAGUGAUCUUCAGCGUAGGGAUGGGAAUUCUUGUGUUUUGUGGAUAUUUUUUUAUUACUGAACAAAUCAAAAGUUUUGUUGUGUAUGUGUGCGACUCCCACCUGUGUCUCAUCGUCGCCCCCUAGUGUUCACGUAGGGUUUAUUACAGGGCCUCAGAUGUGGUUCAGUUUACCUCAAUCUCUGCUUUUAACUGCGACCACGAACAGAAUGGACGAGCAUCGCAGCCUUCAAAUCCUGUGUCUUCCUCAACAGGCUAGCACAGCUACUUCUGUGCUAGCCUGGUUUCCACUGUGGGCCAGAGCUAGCCAUGUCUUCAGACACGGCUAACUUUGGUUAACGUCUGAGUUGUAACUGAACAGAACUAGUGUCAACUGCAGCGUCAAAUCAAAAUUAAAAAGGGCUAAGUCAUCGCUAGCACAGUUUAUGCAAUUAACCUUAACAUUUGCUAGAUAUUCACAACUCCUAAUAAAAGGGGUUAAACUGAUGCUAACCAGGGCUAAUUUGUAGGACCGUGCUAACCCACCUGCUGAGGCCUUCACUGGGUUAAUUUCUUAAACACGUUAGCUAGCACUCAUUAGCUCUUAUUGUUAGCCUGAGCUUCGUUCAACUGCUAGACAAGACAACCAAGCUAACACUAGCCUAAUGCAGUUAACUCGUUUGGUAUGCUUAGCGUCGCUAGCACUAAUCGUUAGCUUGUUAGCUUGUUUUGGGUCCUUUAAAAUCUACUAAAAGCAGCACAUGUGCUUCAGCUAACUGACCAGCGAGGACUAGCUAACUAGGCUAAUGCUGCAUUAAUAGAAGCUAAAAGCAGACCCAGCUAACCUUCCAGUAUUACCAGUUUCUUUAGUUGGUCCAGGACGACGUUAGCACGAUUCCUUGUUUUUCAGAGAUGAGCUGAAACAGCUGAUAAAAAGAAAACAUUAAAAAAAUUUCAUUUAUUUAGCAUCGGAGACAAUCUGUCGUAUUUUUCCAAUUAAAAACGGAUUUAAAGAAAUGAAUCAAACCUUCAGUUGGUGUGAUUUCCGGGAUGAGGUAGAUGACGGGUGGACGUGAGAUUUAUAAAAUGUUCCGGGACGAUAUUUCCUCAAACAAGUAAAAGUUCUGAACCUCCAACCCGACAUAUCUACAGCCAGCGGCGUGAUCACUGAUCAUGACUUCGUGUGUUUGUGUCACGUGAAGAUGAACAGUGCAAAUUUUUCUAUUCGCACGUUUUCGUCUCUGUUUAUUUUUAUAUCAAGUAUCGACCUCAUAAGCAAAACAUACCAACCUCAGCGGCUCGUAAUGAAACUGUAAGGCCGCGACGGACAGUCGGUCCAAAAGAAAAAUACUUAGCAACCAGACGGUGACUGGACGCUGCUGUAAACUGGCACUAACACUUCCAAACUACUACUACAACUACUUCUACUACUUCUACUUUACUACAGUGGAAUAUUGUGACACAAUCAAGAGAGAGAGUUACCUUCAGUCCGAACUCAACGUCCGUGUCCACCCGUGUUCGCCGGUUGAUUUUGUCCAAGGAUCAGGACUAAAGACACAUAAAAUUCGGAUGUUUUACCUUUGAAUGAUUAAUCGACUGCGGAUCAAAUAUCAGUUUCUUUAAAUUAUCCUUUGUCCUGUUUUUCUUUGUCUCUUCCAAAGUUUCCCUCGAAUUCCAAAAAGUCAAAAUCCGCAGAAUUCUCCCCUCUAACACUUGGUCAGUGGUUAACGAAGUUCGUUCAAGUCGGUGCAACUCACGAGAGAAAAAGUUGCAGUGGAACUGGAAAUGAUAAGAAUAUUUUUCUUGCUGCAGAAUGAGUUUGUGUUUCUUUGGAGUCGACUGGAUCCAAGAACUUCACAGGAGCAAGAAUUUUAAGUAAUAUUUUUAUACUAUCGUCUAAAACCUGAGAACUUAAAAUGGGAAUAAGAGGGCCAUGCUAUGCUAAGCUAUGUUAGCUUCCUCCAUUCUGGAUCCGUUACGGCACCAACAGAACAUUUUGCUGUUGGUUAAUGGAGCUAAUUAAAAUUCUCUAAAAGUUCAGGUGGACCUGAAGAAGAAACAUUUUCAGAAUGAUUGUUCUAUAACACAAAAUUUUGCCGUUUAGCGACCUGACCUUGAAGCUUCGAUGGAAACAUUAUUAACUUGUAAUCACGAGAAACUUCAAACCAAACUGGAGCUAAAGUUGUUGAAACGACUUGUUCGCUGAGUCUUAACCUGAAAUGAAUUGAUCUUUAUUUUGGCUGAAGAAACUUUCCCUCUGAAUUAUCUUGUGUUUGUCCUCCUCCUCGGGAAUAUGUGCGAUUGUCUGUGUGUGUGUGUGUCUGUGUUGGUGUGUGUGUGUGUGUGUGUGUGCGUGCGUGCGUGCACGGCCAUAUGAAUACUGGACUUCCAUUCGAAUGCACGUGGACUGUUUUUAAAUGUAUUUAUUUGGAGCCCAGGUGUGUGAGUGUGAGUUUAGUUUCCACAGUGAGAAGAAAGCCAUGUAUUAAAGUAUCACAUUUAUGCUGCAGAGGUGUUGAGAGGAAGUGAUGGUUUGUGUUGUGGCUCCUCCGACUUGCCGUAGAGUCGGUGUGCGACUCGGACGUAGCAAUAAGAAAUCCUAAAUCCAAAAAGCUUUAUGUAGAUCUCCUGUAUGAGUCGAGAGACUCUGUUGGUUCUGUUUAGUUUUUAGUUUGGAUGAUUUUUGUUGUGCUUAUUUGUAUUUUUUCUCUCUGACAUAUAAAUGCAUAUAAAACUGUGAAAAUCCAUCUUGUUCAGUUAAAGGGUGAGUUUUAGGCUAGUUUUUUUUGCAUGUAAAUCUAAUUUGUUCAAUUAUGGAUGAUUUUUCCUUUCUCCAUCUCUUUUUAAACACACACACAUAUAUAUA
Paralichthys olivaceus (Japanese flounder) is the source of this 5556-nucleotide messenger RNA. The record is from RefSeq and is a predicted model, not a curated record. Lineage: Eukaryota; Metazoa; Chordata; Actinopteri; Pleuronectiformes; Paralichthyidae.